AUGGUGAAGGGUGAAGGCUGUCUGCGCAUAGACGUCAGGUAUCACUGCAGACGUCAGGUAUCACUGCAGACGUCAGGUAUCACUGCAGACGUCAGGUAUCACUGCAGACGUCAGGUAUCACUGCAGACGUCAGGUAUCACUGCAGACGUCAGGUAUCACUGCAGACGUCAGGUAUCACUGCAGACGUCAGGUAUCACUGCAGACGUCAGCCUUCACUGCAGACGUCAGGUAUCACUGCAGACGUCAGCCUUCACUGCAGACGUCAGCCUUCACUGCAGACGUCAGCCUUCACUGCAGACGUCAGCCUUCACUGCAGACGUCAGCCUUCACUGCAGACGUCAGCCAUUACUGCAGACGUCAGGUAUCACUGCAGACGUCAGCCUUCACUGCAGACGUCAGCCUUCACUGCAGACGUCAGCCUUCACUGCAGACGUCAGCCUUCACUGCAGACGUCAGGUAUCACUGCAGACGUCAGGUAUCACUGCAGACGUCAGGUAUCACUGCAGACGUCAGGUAUCACUGCAGACGUCAGCCUUCACUGCAGACGUCAGGUAUCACUGCAGACGUCAGCCUUCGCUGCAGACGUCAGCCUUCACUGCAGACGUCAGCCAUCACUGCAGACGUCAGGUAUCACUGCAGACGUCAGGUAUCACUGCAGACGUCAGGUAUCACUGCAGACGUCAGCCUUCGCUGCAGACGUCAGCCUUCACUGCAGACGUCAGCCAUCACUGCAGACGUCAGGUAUCACUGCAGACGUCAGCCUUCGCUGCAGACGUCAGCCUUCGCUGCAGACGUCAGCCUUCGCUGCAGACGUCAGCCUUCGCUGCAGACGUCAGGUAUCACUGCAGACGUCAGCCUUCGCUGCAGACGUCAGCCUUCGCUGCAGACGCCAGCCUUCACUGCAGACGCCAGCCUUCACUGCAGACGUCAGCCAUCACUGCAGACGUCAGGUAUCGCUGCAGACGUCAGCCUUCGCUGCAGACGUCAGGUAUCGCUGCAGACGUCAGCCACGACUCCGUGAAGCUGAUCAAGUUCGCGGACGACACCACCCUCAUUGGACUCAUCUCCAACAACGAUGAGUCCGCCUACAGGAGGGAGGUGGACCGGCUGGUGUCCUGGUGCAGUGGUAACAACCUGGAGCUGAACGCCCAGAAGACAGUGGAGAUGAUUGUGGACUUCAGGAAGAGCACUGUCCCCCCGCCCCCACCCUCCGUGAUGGACUCCCCCAUCACCUCUGUGGAGUCCUUCCGUUUCCUGGGCACCACCAUCACCCAGGACCUCAAGUGGGAGCCGACCAUCAGCUCCCUCAUCAAGAAGGCCCAGCAGAGGAUGUACUUCCUGCGGCAGCUCAGGAAAGCCAAGCUGCCUGCACAGAUGUUGGUGCAGUUCUACACGGCCAUCAUCGAGUCCAUCCUCACCUCCUCCAUCACCGUGUGGUUCGCUGGAGCCACAGUCAGGGACAAACAGAGACUACAGCGCAUUGUGCGCUCUGCAGAGGAAGUGAUCGGCCGCAGCCUUCCAUCGCUGCAGGACCUCCACGACUCCGUGAAGCUGAUCAAGUUCGCGGACGACACCACCCUCAUUGGACUCAUCUCCAACAACGAUGAGUCCGCCUACAGGAGGGAGGUGGACCGGCUGGUGUCCUGGUGCAGUGGUAACAACCUGGAGCUGAACGCCCAGAAGACAGUGGAGAUGAUUGUGGACUUCAGGAAGAGCACUGUCCCCCCGCCCCCACCCUCCGUGAUGGACUCCCCCAUCACCUCUGUGGAGUCCUUCCGUUUCCUGGGCACCACCAUCACCCAGGACCUCAAGUGGGAGCCGACCAUCAGCUCCCUCAUCAAGAAGGCCCAGCAGAGGAUGUACUUCCUGCGGCAGCUCAGGAAAGCCAAGCUGCCUGCACAGAUGUUGGUGCAGUUCUACACGGCCAUCAUCGAGUCCAUCCUCACCUCCUCCAUCACCGUGUGGUUCGCUGGAGCCACAGUCAGGGACAAACAGAGACUACAGCGCAUUGUGCGCUCUGCAGAGGAAGUGAUCGGCCGCAGCCUUCCAUCGCUGCAGGACCUCGAGACCCCGAGGUCCGGAGUGGAUCUGCAGAGGUGCUCGGGAGCUCGGAUUGCCUACGUCUUCCCCGUACAGUAG
Knipowitschia caucasica is the source of this 2139-nucleotide messenger RNA. The record is from the annotation of a GenBank genome assembly. NCBI's taxonomy places the organism in Eukaryota, Metazoa, Chordata, Actinopteri, Gobiiformes, Gobiidae.